GAGCGAAGAAACAAGAUGAAGCAGAAGAGCGUGCUCCUACUACUAUUUGUCUGUGCUGCUGCCGCAGGUAAUGUGAAAGUGGGGAGGAGAUACAAGAACAGACAGAAGUAUACGUGAGGGACUCCCGCUACAUUUUCCCCGCUGCUACGCAUUCUGUCAUGGCGAAGACAUAAUGAGAUAGGGUCCUGCAUCGUUUGAAGUGUCUUCCCCUGAACUAUUGUUUGGAAGGACUUACAUGUCAAGGAGCUUCAUAUCUGACAACCUCAGAAGUUCAUCAACUGGAAGAUGGAAGCUGGAGGUGACAUAGAAUUCCAAAUGAAACGCUUCUCAAGGGAGGUGAGGACUUCGACACCAUACUCACACACAUCGGCAUGGGAAAGUGGAACAUCAUGUACUACUUCACUAUCGGUGCUUGGAGGCUAGCCCUUCCUCACCACGCCUUGGCCGGUGCUUUUAUCUCGCCGUUUGUGAAUCACACGUGCCGCCUUCCCGCUGGCAUCCCCUCCAGCAGCACUACCAUCGCCUCCCACAAUGCCUCAAUGAACACUGUCAGGAUCUUGUCGUACGACGAGUGCAGUUAUUGGAUAGAGGACGUAACCACGGGGCGCCAAGAGGAAUUGCCGUGUACAGAAUGGGACUAUGACAACUCUACCUUUUCCACCACUGUCACAUCUGAAUACAAUUUGGUGUGCGAACGACAGUAUCUCCGCGCGACCUACCAGAGUCUCUACAUGGGAGGCUUUCUGAUAGGGUCCUUCUUCAGUGGCCAGCUGGCUUAUCGUUACGGACGGCUGACGCUGAUCGCCAUUUCGUCCGUGGCUUACUCUGUGAUGGCUCUCGUGUCGGCGUGGAUACCUUCCUUGAUAAUACUGAUGGUGUUCCGAUUCCUGCUGGGCACUAUGCAUCCCACCUCCCUUGUCACAGGAGUUGUCUUCUCGAUGGAGAUCACGGAGAUUAAGUGGAGAUCAACGGUGUCGGUGGUAUUGGGGAUGAUGUGGGGUGUCGGAACAAUACUGUGGGGUAUUUUUGCGUACCUUGAAAGGGACUGGCGGUGGCUGCAGACCUUCGCGUCGCUGAUCGGUCCAGCUGUUCUGCCUUUUCUGUUCAUGUUGAACGAGUCCCCGCGCUGGCUGGUGGUGAUGGGUCGACAUGAGAAGGCCCUCUUAGUCAUACAAAAAGCAGCGAGAAUGAACAACAAAAGUCUGCCUCCAGCCGAUAAGCUCCUUGCCAUCAUGACAAAAGUCCAGGAGCAGUCAGCUUCAAAGGAGAGCAAGGCCACCUCUCGGUCCCUUGGCGCUAUGGUGUGCGAAUUGCUGAACCAAGUCAUCAUCAUAUUCAGCACCAUCAAGCUGGCUACCGUCACAGUCGUCACGAGCAUCGGCUUUUUCACGGUGGCCAUGAUCUUCUUCGGCCUCACCCUCGCAGCCUCCUCAUUGGGGAUCAGCAACCCAUUCCUCUUCAUGGUGAUUUCCGGCUUAGUAGAACUUGUUUGCAUCUUCGGAAUUUAUUUUCUGGAAAAGAUGGGCCGCAAGAGGUUUGCCAUUUUUAUUUUUGGUCUGUGUGCAGUCGCCCUCCUGCUGCAACCAGUUGUACCUGCUGACUUACAAUGGAUAUCCACAACGUUAAUAAUGACUGGUAAGAUGGCUUCCUCCAGCGCCUUCUCUUUAAUGUUCCUGUACUCGUCUGAGCUGUAUCCGACAGAGGUUAGGACGCAAGGCAUGGGAGUCGGUAUGAUGUCUUCCCGCGUCGGCGCCUUCAUCGCCCCGUUCAUUAUGAGUGUACUGGAGGUUGAUCAUCCGUGGGCGAUCUCCGUGGUGUUCGGGUUGAUGGCUGCUGUGGCCUCCUUGUCCUUUUUGCCGCUGUGGGAAACUGGCAACAUCUGUCUACCGGACACCAUAGCGCAGAUGGAGGAACCGAAAGAAGCAGCCUACCACACACCUAAGGGAUACAAGUUAGUAGCAGAUGGAAAAGAUGAAAGCGGUGACACAUUGACAAAGGUUUGAGACGCACUGGCGAGGGGACGAGGACGCCACGUAUUUUACAUUAUCAUUAUUAUUGUUAUUAUUAUCAUUAUUAUUAUUAUUACUGCUAUUAUUAUUAUUAUCAUUAUUAUUUUAUUUUUAUUUAUCUAUUAUUAUUAUUGUAGUAGUAGUAGUAGUAGUAGUAGUAGUAGUAGUAGUAGUAGUAGUAGUAGUAGUAGUAGUAGUAGUGGUACGAGUAUAAUAGUAGAAGUAGUAAUAGGGGAGACCUGGGCUAGUUGGCACACUUUACAUUUUUGGUGAAGGAAGAAAAACAACAAAAAGAUUUGGUAAUUUUAUACUUUUCUUGAAGAAUAUAAAUCUUCUUUUACUUUUCGUUACAUGAAAAUAUAAUUUUCUUUGUUCAAAAAAGCACACCAGUCUUUAGAAAAAAAAAACUUUUCAGCUGUGCCAAUGUGCCCCAUGUAAAGGAUAUAAGUUGGCACACACUAUGGGAUAAGUUGGCACACCAAAUUAGAAAUAUGUGACACAAUACAUGUACAUGUACUGAUAAAAUAACCUUCUAUAAUGAAAGCAAUAUAAAUUGAUUAGUUUCCAUGCAUUCCAUUGAAAAUAUCUACCCUAUGAUGCACUGGACACUUAAGUGUAAAGUAUUUAUAAUAAGGUACAUGACUAAAUAUUUUCAAUAUACUCCGUUGAAAAUAUUUGCAGUUUAUUCCACAAGAUACUUAAAUGUAAUAAUAAAGUAACCUUUUAUCAUGAAGUGAAUAUAAAUGGAUUUGUUUCAAAUGAAUGGUCUCAGUUGCUCAGGAGUGGGGCUGUCUCCCAAGAGUUCAGAAGUAGAAAAUUUUGGUUCAUUCUUAUUUUGAAGAUGAGCACCAUUUUGAACUGAACCAAAUUUUGACUGGACUGUUACAAUCAAACUUUAUGAUCUUUCAGUACUUUCUGAGUUUUCACUAACAUUUGUCACUAGCUGAACAUUGAUUUCGUUGGCCUGAAAUAAAUAGACCUAGUAAUUUCAAAAGUAAUUGAUUAGAUGUAUAACAUAGCUAACUCAAACAUAAUAUGAAAAUGCAAACCAUACAAAUAGUUAAUAUGGGGAUAAGUUGGCACUGUGUUAACUUGCCCAAUUUUUUUUAAGCCAACUAAAUGUACAGUUUAGCAGAUAUUGAGAAGCCUAAUUUUGAACUGUUUUAAGGGUAAACAAUAGUUUACACCCUACGUUGAUUAUUGGCUAAACUGGAUAUUAUUUCACAAUAACCUCAAGCAUAUUACAGCAAACAGUAUAAGAAAAUGAAAAUUUACUCACCAGCAUCAAAAUCAAAUUUUCCCAGUUCCUUUCAAGCUGUGCUGCCCAUCACUUUGGUAGCAGCAGGUGCUUGACUGAGAAAGUACAGUACUGCCCUACGGUGCUGUCUAAUAAUUAUCACUUGAAUUGUCACAAGUAUGUCAGCUUAAUUAACCCUGUUGUCAGUUUACCCCGGACUCCCUUGGUAGUAGUAGUAGUAGUAGUUGUUGUUGUUGUUAUUGUUAUGAUGAUCAGAGUGGUAAUGAUAAUGAUGUUGAUGAUGACAACGCAAUCACUGGUACUAGUCUUUCUUUUAACGGAGACAAACAUAUAUAACUGCCUCUGCUGAGCACCUGUGAAUCAGUACUCGGUAAUUGUGUGGAAUCCAAGGCAAGCAGUUCUUGUCUUUUCGAUAGGAGGGCAGGCAACCAGUUUUGCCUUCCUGUGUAUGCAUGCUGUCAGUAUUGUUUAGCGUUAUACAUUGGAAGCAAUCUCAGAACUUUGAAGAUUUUUUUGUGGACUGUGGAUAGUUGUACUACAGUAUAUCUCAGUUGAGCAGGACUCAACGUGGUCUAAACUGCAGUCCUCUCUUUCCUGCUGCAUGUAAACACUUUCUACGAUUUAUGAUGCAUUGCUGAAAUUUAUCAAUUUUUAAACAUAUGUAAGUCUAACAUUUUCAAUUUACGAAUCUUGGAUUCUUUAGAUAGUAUGAUUUAUAACACCAACUCUGUUUCAUUACUAUCUGUCUAUUUGGACAAUGAAGUUCCCAGGAAUAAAUGCUGAACAUUA
Messenger RNA from Portunus trituberculatus (swimming crab), 4056 nucleotides. RefSeq names its product organic cation transporter protein-like. The transcript is spliced from 14 exons. Lineage: Eukaryota; Metazoa; Arthropoda; Malacostraca; Decapoda; Portunidae. The record is from RefSeq and is a predicted model, not a curated record. Gene Ontology annotation, cellular component: membrane. Bases 372 to 2003 code for a protein of 543 amino acids. Gene Ontology annotation, molecular function: transmembrane transporter activity. Gene Ontology annotation, biological process: transmembrane transport.